Molecule: messenger RNA, 2086 nt
Organism: Hippocampus zosterae (dwarf seahorse)
Lineage: Eukaryota; Metazoa; Chordata; Actinopteri; Syngnathiformes; Syngnathidae
Product: angiopoietin-related protein 7
Exons: 9
Coding region: 236-1525 (429 amino acids)
Source: RefSeq, a predicted model, not a curated record
AGUGAAAGGGAGAGCGCAAAGUAAGACGCCAGAAGACACAAACAGCCACACAGCAGCUCAGAGAGCGACAACGGCCCAAAAAAAAAGGGAAAAAAAAAGGAGGACGUGGAGCAUGGAAAGGGGCCCUUGCACCAAAGCGCAGGGCCCAGGACGGGGUCGGAGGUUGUCUCUCAGUGAGGCUGAGUCAGCAGAGCCUCACCUGUUGAAGUCGAGCACGGGGCCACGGUAGGCAGCCAUGCGGUGGGCUGACCCCCCUGCUUGGGGCUCGGCUCUGUGGGCCUUCCUGGUGCUUCUCUCGGGGGCGGCGUCAGAGCAGCUGAACGCCACCACGCAGCGCAACGGCGGCGGCUCCCAAUGCGGGGAAUACACCAACCAGCUGAUGGAGGACGGCAUGUGUCGCCUGGUGGCCACGCUACCGCAGCUGGACGAACAACGCUGCCCCGAUAUGUUCCGCUGCACGGACGAGGUUUCCUAUUGGCUGCACGAGAACGAAGAGCGCAAGCAGCAAAUGGCGGCGCUGAAGGAGACCAUCUCACAGCUGCGCGAGGAGCUGCGGAACCACCGGCAUCGCAUCAAGGCCUUUGAGAUGCAGCAUGACGACGCGAGCCAUUUCAACGCUACCUUGGAGCGUCGUUUCCAUGAGAUGGAGGCGCACUACGCCGAGGCCACCAGCCUGUUGCAUCUACAGGGAACGCUGAUCCUUAACCUGCAGAACCAAGUUCACAACCUCAGCCGAUUAGUGGAGGUGGUGAAGAAGAAUCCCGGGUGUUUGAUCAACAUCAUUCGGCCCAACUCUCUCAUGAGUACCCAGCAGGCAUUGCACCCGGCGAUUCAUCACAUGAGGAACUGUCCCAUCGACUGCGCCUCCAUCUACUACAACGGAGUGAGGAGGUCAGGCGUCUACACUGUGGUGCCGUCGCUCGCGGGCAUGCCGGUGGAGGUCUACUGCGAUAUGGACACUGAUGGUGGCGGCUGGACGGUGAUCCAGAGGCGGGUGGAUGGUUCUGUGAGCUUUGACCGCAGCUGGCGCGAAUACAGGGCCGGUUUCGGCGACCUCCACUCCGAAUUCUGGCUGGGCAACGACCACAUCCACAAACUGAGCGGCCAAGGGGACUACAGCCUUCGAAUUGACCUGGAGGACUGGAGCAACAAACACAAGCACGCGCUUUAUCAGCACUUCAGUGUAGAAGAUGAGGAGCACCGGUACCGUCUGCACGUGUCGGGCUUCAGCGGCAGCGCGGCGGACUCUUUCGGCUGGUACCACGACAAGCACGGCUUCAGCACACCCGACAGCGGCGACAUCUGUGCCGAAAUCUCCCACGGCGGAUGGUGGUACAGCCAAUGCUUCUAUGCCAAUCUCAACGGGGUCUACUACAGGGGAGGCCACUACACACCUAAGGCCAAAGGUCAGCUGGGCCCCGACGGGAUCGUGUGGCACUCGUGGAGAGACUCGGACUAUUACUCGCUACGCAAAGUCACCAUGAUGAUCCGGCCGCGCGCCUUUCGAAAACAUCGGUCUCCCUGACCAACCAUGGCAACAACAAUACACAAAAACUUAAUCCCUGGACACUUUUCAUGACGACUGAUUGUUUUUUUUGUACUUUUAGAUGUUUUUAUUUUUGUUAGUAUAUUGAGGAUCAGAGAAGAUCCAAAACAUUUUUGUUUGAAUUAUUGAUAACUAACAUGAGUGCACAACCGCAAAAAGUGUGUCAUGGAAAUUGUAUAUAUAUAAAAAAAUCCAAUCAAAUUACAGGUGCAGCUGAAUAAAUAAGAAAUGAGUAUUUUAAUACAAAAAGCCAAAGUCAUCUUACAGAGAUGAUAGUUUAUCAUGUAAUCGUAAUUUUUUUUUAGGUGGAUGCAUUUUUUGGUUUUCAUGAAUCGCAAGUUAUGAUAUGAAAAUGAAAUAAAAUUACACUGAGCAGUGUGUAGGCUUAAGAAAGAUGCUAGAUGAAGUUUGUUUGUUUAAUUAGGCAAUUCAGCGGACAACCCCGGAGUUUGAGCGGAAAGAACGGUUUGAAUUCCACAAUUUUGAAGCUUCAUUUUAUCAAUUUUUUUUUUAAACAAUCAUUCAUUCAAAAUCGUCAGG